AUGGCGAAUCCCCUGCUCCACCAUGUGCCGCCGAAUUCCAACCCGAAGCAGUUUGUACUCUGCUUCGACGGUACUGGGAAUAAAUUCGCCGGCGAUGAGUCGGAUAGCAAUGUUUUGAAGAUCUUUCGAAUGCUAGAUCGCAGCAAGAGCCAUCAGUACCAUUACUAUCAACCUGGUAUCGGCACUUACGUGACCUCCAAAUCGCUGUCCAGCCAUGGUCGCAUCCAGCGCAUCAAGUCCUGGUACCAGAAGGCCAAGGACUCCGCGAUCGGCUCAUCCUUCGACGAGCACGUUAUGGGCGGCUACAAAUUCCUGAUGCGAUACUAUUCCCCCGGUGAUCAGAUCUUCUUCAUUGGGUUCAGUCGCGGCGCGUAUAUCGCGCGCUUCCUAGCUGAGAUGCUUGACUACAUCGGUCUCCUGGAAGCCGGAAACGAGGAGCUGAUCCGUUUCGCCUGGAAGACCUUUGCCAAGUGGCAGCAGCGCUCAGGUGAAUCGGAAGAAAACCAAGAAGAGAAGAAGAAGCUCUUCGAAUAUAUGAAGGCCUUCCGUGAAACCUUCAGUCGUCCGAUCUCGCGCAUUCAAUUUAUGGGUCUCUUCGAUACUGUCAAUAGUGUUCCCCGGUUCGAGAACGCGUGGAUGCAGCGCAGCAAAUUUCCGUACACUGCGCGUAGCUCCGCUCAUGUGAUUCGACAUGCGGUGGGAAUUGACGAGCGUCGCGCCAAGUUCCGUCAGGAUUUGAUAUCUGGCAAACGUCCUCAUGACAAGUCGCAUAAGCGCCAUCGCCCUCAUUUCACGCCGCACCGACUGGAGCACCAUCUGGCGCGCCAUACUGAUCCUCAGCACCACCUGCAUCUCCGCCACCAGGAUAGAUUAGCUGCCCAGGCUGGUCAGGCUACUGAGAAUCCGGCUGUUCCAUCUAUCCAAGUGAAUGACAACGCCCAAACGGGCGCGGCUGACUCUGGAGGCCUAAGCGAAAGGGAGAAAACAUUCGAAGAAUUUGGCUGGGGUCCCGCUGCAGGCGAGUCAUUAUAUCGCAAUCACCCGCACGAGGGCUCUUCUCACCAUGGAAGUGACUUUGAAGCUGAGAAGCAGCCACGGUACCGUCCCCCAUCUCCCAACCGGAGCAUCAAUCUCGCUGUUCCCCACGGCGGUCCUGCUCCAACAGAUGACAACCUGUCCGUACGCAGCGGCCAGUCUGGUGGCGGUCUCUCUAUCCAGACUCCCAGCAACGCUGGGUUUGACUAUGGUAGCGACGAGGAAGACCAAGACAUCCAUGAGGUUUGGUUCCCAGGCUGCCACGCAGACAUCGGUGGUGGUUGGAAACUUCAAGACGGCGAGCUUUGGGCCCUAAGUCACGCGCCACUCGUAUGGAUGGUCCAGGAAGCCCAAAAAGCCGGUCUGGAGCUGGAUGAGCGCAAGAUGAAACAAUUCCAGUGUCUGGAGGAGUACGACGGCGACUAUACCCCGAUCCAAGAAGAAAUUGCCGCUCGACGACCCAGCCAAAUCUGUCGCGAGGAGCACAACGAAAAGGAUAACCCGAACGCCUACCGCGAGGCACCCGACGACAAACAGCGCUCAGCUGCCAGCCGCGACUUCUGGCACGCCCUGCACACAUCCAGUACCAAGGGUCUUCUGCACGAUUGUCUAGAGUUCAACCAAGGCCUCCCGCCCGGGUCCGUCAUCUCCUGGAAAAUCAUGGAGUGGCUCCCCUUCCGUCGCAUGGAUCUUCAGCCCGAUGGACAAUGGAAACCCAUCCGGUGGCCCCUCCCUCGCGGCGAAGUCCGCGACGUCCCCUUGAGGCAGAGAUCCAUGUCUCCGCCAUCCGACGCAUGCAAGCGGACCCCAAGUACCGGCCCGGCAACGUCAUCGUCGGAGGCGGAGGUCGUGGCGUGCGGUUUGCGCCCGAGGAGAGAGGCAUGGGUGAAUGGGUGGUUCUCAAGAACGAGGGUGAUCCAGUGCGCGAGACAUACGUUCGCUCAGAAAUGGCGGCCAAGUGUAAGGCGGAGUGGGCUCACCAGCUUGCGCAUCAUCCACACCACCAGCACUGAAUCCCAUGAUGUUUUGCCGGUCCCUCGCUCCCGUCAUUUCUAG
Molecule: messenger RNA, 2091 nt
Organism: Penicillium maclennaniae
Lineage: Eukaryota; Fungi; Ascomycota; Eurotiomycetes; Eurotiales; Aspergillaceae
Product: T6SS phospholipase effector Tle1-like catalytic domain-containing protein
Exons: 2
Coding region: 1-2091 (696 amino acids)
Source: RefSeq, a predicted model, not a curated record